CCACGUGACCCGGAAGCGCUCUCCGGCCGGUUCCCCAUCCGCGUGUGGGUCGCUUUGGGGGCUAUCGCGCGCCCGCGCUCGCCCUCAGCUCUGGUGCCGCGCUGUGCGGUCGCGCGCUUGGUCGGCGGCCAUGUGUUCGCUGACGGCGGGGAACGGCCAAGGCGCUGAGCUGGGGCCGGAGCCCCUGGAGCUGUCGGACAGCGGAGACGACGCGGGCUGGGAGGACGAGGACUUGGACGCUGAGCCCGCGCACGGCCGGCAGCACACACCCUGCCUGUUCUGUGACAGGUUGUUCGCCUCUGCUGAGGAAACGUUUUCACACUGUAAGUUGGAGCAUCAAUUUAACAUUGAUAGUAUGGUCCAUAAACAUGGACUUGAAUUUUAUGGAUACAUUAAACUAAUAAAUUUUAUUAGACUUAAGAAUCCUACGGUUGAAUAUAUGAAUUCCAUAUAUAACCCUGUGCCUUGGGAAAAAGAUGAAUACCUGAAGCCAGUGUUGGAAGAUGACCUUUUGCUUCAGUUUGAUGUAGAAGAUCUCUAUGAGCCAGUGUCUACUCCCCUCUCAUACCCUAAUGGACUCAGUGAAAAUACAUCUGUUGUUGAAAAAUUGAAGCACAUGGAGGCACGGGCGCUGUCUGCUGAGGCUGCACUGGCUCGAGCACGUGAGGAUCUACAGAAGAUGAAACAAUUUGCUCAGGACUUUGUGAUGAACGUAGAUGUCAGAACCUGCUCCUCCACGACUACCAUUGCAGACCUGCAGGAAGAUGAGGAUGGCGUCUACUUCAGCUCCUAUGGGCAUUAUGGGAUACAUGAAGAAAUGCUAAAGGACAAAGUACGCACAGAAAGCUACAGAGAUUUCAUAUACCAAAAUCCACACAUCUUCAAAGAUAAGGUUGUUCUGGAUGUUGGGUGUGGAACUGGAAUUCUCUCCAUGUUUGCUGCCAAAGCUGGGGCAAAGAAAGUCAUUGCAGUCGACCAGUCUGAAAUCCUCUACCAGGCUAUGGAUAUUGUAAGACUAAAUAAACUUGAAGAUACCAUUGUACUAAUUAAAGGAAAGAUUGAAGAAGUGAGUCUUCCUGUAGAAAAGGUGGAUGUUAUUAUAUCAGAGUGGAUGGGCUACUUUCUUCUUUUUGAGUCGAUGUUGGAUUCUGUCCUUUAUGCAAAGAGUAAAUACUUGGCAAAAGGGGGAUCGGUCUACCCUGACAUUUGCACCAUCAGCCUUGUGGCCGUGAGUGACUUGAGCAAGCACGCUGAUAGAAUUGCCUUCUGGGAUGACGUCUAUGGCUUCAACAUGUCCUGCAUGAAGAAAGCAGUUAUACCGGAAGCUGUUGUAGAAGUUGUAGAUCACAAGACUCUUAUUUCAGACCCUUGUGAUAUCAAGCAUAUAGACUGCCACACGACAUCUAUCUCAGACUUGGAGUUUUCUUCAGAUUUUACCCUGAGAACCACAAAGGCGGCCAUGUGCACGGCAGUUGCUGGGUACUUCGAUAUAUAUUUUGAGAAGAAUUGCCACAACAGGGUCGUGUUCUCUACUGGCCCCCAGAGCACCAAAACCCACUGGAAACAGACAGUAUUUCUGCUGGAAAAGCCUUUUCCAGUUAAAGCAGGUGAAGCCUUAAAAGGAAAGAUAACAGUCCACAAGAAUAAGAAGGAUCCUCGUUCCCUCAUUGUGAUCCUGACUUUGAACAGUUCAACCCAGACUUACAGUCUCCAGUGACACCAUGAUCUCCGCUGCCACAGAGUCUGAAGCACACCCAACUGUCUGUCUUUAAAGUGGGAUAGGGCAGUCAUCGGGAGGGGCAGGCUCCAUGGGGCUGUAGCACAGCUGGUCCUGGCCCUGCAGCUCCUGGGUAGUAAGCCUAGAUAAAGCAGAGCUCAGUGGAGGACCCUCCCUCCUCCUUCCUACCGCUUCUGCUCCUAGAGAUCCUAGUCACUGAAGCCUGCUUGGCCAGAUUCGCUGAAGAGACUUCCUCUCCUGCUAGACUGAGAGUCAUUUGAAUUGGCUUACUUUUGGAACAGUAAUAGUCCUACUUUAUACAUAUACGUAUAUGUAUAUAUAUGUUUCUUACUAUAAAUUUUGUUUUUAAUAAUGAGCAACACAAAGCAGUGUUUUACUAUAGAUUUCCUUUGUAGAGGAACAAUUUUUAGUUACACUCUUUGCUUAAAUAUCAGGAUAUCUCAAGACUAGAGAGCCAGUGGACAGGACAAAUAUCCUGUUUGCAGAGGCUGUGCUGUGGUCCUCUCCACCACCUACAGCUCUCUUACCUCCUCAGUGUUCUCCAGCCAUAGCCUAGCAUUGUGGGGAAGUCAGCUUCAGGACAUAGCCUAGGUGUGACAGGCUGCUUUCCAGGAGGGGUAGAUGUAUGCCUCUCUAAAAUGCUGCCUUUUCAGACCAGGGUUGUGCCAAGGUCAUGUAUCCAUCUGCUGAUUCUAUAAAAUCAUGUUAUUCAGGUUGAAAGAAUGAAAAAUAUCCAAUAAAACUAUUGAAAUAUUGAAAA
This is a messenger RNA of Apodemus sylvaticus (European woodmouse), 2498 nucleotides long. It is a transcript of the gene Prmt3, whose product is annotated as protein arginine methyltransferase 3. Gene Ontology annotation, molecular function: protein-arginine N-methyltransferase activity. NCBI's taxonomy places the organism in Eukaryota, Metazoa, Chordata, Mammalia, Rodentia, Muridae. Bases 131 to 1717 code for a protein of 528 amino acids. The record is from RefSeq and is a predicted model, not a curated record. Gene Ontology annotation, cellular component: nucleus. Gene Ontology annotation, biological process: peptidyl-arginine methylation. The transcript has 16 exons.